Molecule: messenger RNA, 1159 nt
Organism: Microstroma glucosiphilum
Lineage: Eukaryota; Fungi; Basidiomycota; Exobasidiomycetes; Microstromatales; Microstromataceae
Exons: 1
Coding region: 123-1013 (296 amino acids)
Source: RefSeq, a predicted model, not a curated record
GGCUGGUACAGGUGGACAUAGCGGGGGUCUGAUCGACCCCAUCUGUACUACCUUUACUCAACCUCAGACCGUCAACUUUAGACCGGUGUAGAACGUCCACAGGCUUCAAGGCGAGGAUCAGGAUGAGACGCCCCUCGCUGGUGUACAGUCCCUCAUCCUCCCGCACCUCCUCACGAUCCUCCUCUCCUCCCACGAGCAGCUACUUCUCCUCUCUCACUCCUCUCCAUUCUCUCCCUUCAAGUCCACCGCGGAGAACCACAAGGUCGAUUCAGCAACUACUGCGUAUCUUCACAUUCCACCUUUCUCUGGCCUCGGCAGCGCACUACCUCUGUCUGCUCCUCUCACUCCGCCUUCUGCUGCGCUCACCGCGCUUGAUCACACUAGCGUUGACGCUUACCCUCGUCCUAUCCCUCGAAGGGAGAGCGAGGGCGGAGCGAUUGGGUUUGAGGAACACGAUGGGAGGGAUCCUGGGAGGGGUGGGGCUAGGGUUGGCAGGAUGGACCAUGAGGGAGACUGCUUUGGAGCGACACUGGCAGUGGGGCUGGAGGGCAAGACAAGAAGAGAGGGAAGAGGACGCCUCGCUUGGCGCAGCAGACUACCUUUCGAGGAGACUUUGCCAAGGUGCAAAGAUUGACCUUCCAGGAGGCUCAGGAGACGAUCUCGAAGUCAGCAUCUGUAGCCUAGGUGCAGGCCUGGGUGAGACCACACUCGCCAAGCCUCAAACGGACGAAGCAGAUCGCAGCGAGCUUCAUUUGAGGCUCUCAGAGGCUGCUGCGGUCUACACCAAGGGUGAAUUUGUCUCAAAAGAGGUCAAGAUUGGCGAUGCAGGUCUGAGCCUCGAGGGGGUAUGUCAGACAAACUCUGGCUGUCGAGAGUUCCCCGCCCAUCAUCGCCGCGUGUGUGGUCUGGCAGGCCAGUUGUGGGCAGCAGAUGGAGGUGUCAGUCCUGCCAUCGUAGUCGUCAUUCGUAAUGAUGUCGAUGGCUCGAGUAUCGCCCUUGCCUGCGCGACUUGAGGUCAAUCUACCAUGCACCUCGUACCGCCUGUCUGUGGGUGAGGCUCGACCGUAUGCGUGAGCCUGAUUGUGACCCCGGCUGAGCUUGAAAUGCACCGCGCGCUGCCUUGUGUGCUGCGCUUCGCCUCCCACGCCCGCUCGCUCCU